CUGCAUGGGAAGGUGAGACCACUGACUUUAGCUUCCUCGGUGAGAGUGAUGUGAGAGCUAAGGAAUCUAUGCAUAAAACAUAAAAGGGUUCCUCCUUAACACCCUAAUCAUUCAACCCAACUCAAUUUACCUUCACUUUUCCCUUUGCUCGCAAUAAAGAGAAUAAAAAAAGAGACCAACUACUGUCUCUUACUCCACACACAAUCCCUUGAUUCUCUCUCUCUUAGUUUUCUUUACAAGGAGAUCCCAAUGUUGCACCCCACCAAGUGCCAACCGCCAUUUCUUCAGCUGAAAGCCUCUUAUCCAUCAAACACUCGUGUCCCAUUACAGUACUGAUUGUUAGGCAGAAAAAGAAAGAGAGAGGAAAAGGGAGAAAAUAAAAAAGAGAAUAUAAUUGAGAUGGAUGUGAGUAGGAGAAGAAGAGUUGGUGCUGGAAGCAGGGUGGUUGCAGGGUCAGUGUGGGAGAGCAGGAUGAAGAGUGAUGAAGGUAAGGCCUUCAGUGGAGAAAAAAAUGCUGAAGAAGGAACCAAUGGUGGCACCAGAUUGAAGAGAAGACAAAUUGGGGGUGUGGUUGCCACUGGAAAGAGAAAAACUGGGAAAUCAAAAAGGUCCGACGGGUUACAAAAUAACCAAAUUCAAAUAGCCAGAGUAAAAACAGAACCCCAGAAGAAUAGUACUAGUAGUCAACAAUGUAAGGAUCUCAACAUUUCUUCUGAUUCAAUCAAGAAGAGUCCAAUUCAAAACAGAAAGAACAUAUCUGAGGUGGGUGAAUCUGAUGAAAGGAAUGUUGAGCAACUCGGAAAGAACAAAUCAGAUUCAGUUGUUAAGAAUGUUGCUGAUGGAAAUGGGGGAAAUGCAAAUGCAAUACAGUUUGGGAAGGACAAACCAGAGUUGGAUCAUGUCCAUGUUUUGGAUGAAUCAAGGAAAGUCAUUGAUGGAUUGGCUGAUAAUGAUGAAAAUUGCAAGGAUUUUGGUGUGUGCCAAGAGAUGGUCAUUUAUAGCAGUUCAGAUAAUGCUGGCAAUGGCAUGGUCAAGUGUCCACCAGUGCAUGUUGAUGGAAACUCUGAUGAUGUUCUUGAUGAUGAUGAUGAAGAAGAAGAAGAUGAGGACGUGGAGGUGGAUGAUGAGGAGAUUGACUUUGAGAUGGAGAAGGAGAGCUUUGAUGUUAAGGAAAUCAAUGUACCAGAAUCCAAGCUUGUGAAUGAACCAGAAAAAAAGGAGGUUGCGAAUGUAUCAGAAAAACAAAAGAUUGUGAGUGAACCAGAACCUAAAAAGGUUGUGAGUACCAACAGACAAUUUCAUCAAAAAAAUGAAAGGCCAGUGUCUGUCCCUGUAAUUGUGAAGCCAUCUCCUCCCAUUAGAAAGCAUUCCACAGUUUACCAAAAUUUCUCCAAGGCUGAUACAAUUCCAAAGGCAGAAGAGUACUGUGGCUUUCCACAGACCCAGAACAAUCUACAUAGUUUAGUGGAUUUAAUCAUGUGGAGAGAUAUCUCUAGAUCAGCAUUUAUCUUCGGGAUUGGAACAUUCACUAUAGUUUCAUCUUCAUAUGCAAAGGAUAUCAAUCUGAGUCUUAUUUCUGUAAUGUCCUAUAUUGGCCUUAUCUAUCUAGCUGUUAUCUUCUUCUAUAGAUCACUAUUAUGCAGGGGGGUCAUAGAUGUAGAGGACACAAACUAUGUACUGGGAGAAGAAGAAGCCAUUUGGGUGCUAAAAUUGAUCCUUCCUUACUUGAAUGAGUUUCUGUCAAAACUCAAAACCAUGUUUUCUGGAGAUCCUGGUACCACAAUAAAGUUGGCAGUUUUGCUUUUUGUUCUUGCAAGAUGUGGCAGCUCCAUAACCAUUUGGAAGAUGGCCAAAUUCGGCUUCUUUGGAGUUUUUACUGUGCCAAAAUUCUGCUCCUCGUAUUCUGCACAGUUAACUGCAUUCGCAAACUUUUGGAUUAAUCGAUUCCGGGAUGCUUGGGAUUCUUGCUCUCACAAAAAGGCCGUGGCACUUGCCAUUUUUGGGCUUGUUUGGAAUUUGUCAUCAGUUGUUGCUCGCAUUUGGUCAGUGUUUGUGCUGUUUGUGGCCUUCAGAUAUUAUCAACAACAUUAUUUGGUGAGAGAAGACUGGGUGGAUGAUGAUGAAGCAGAAUGUGAUGAAACAUGGCAAGAACCUGUUGGAGUUAAAGUUGAAAUGCUGAGACAACGGCGAAAACCAAAAUUCUUUGAAACACAAAAAGUAAAGAAAGGAUUCUAAAGAGUGUCAAUUUUGUGUUUUUUAGUUCUACAUAUGAUUUUUUUUACUAUCUUUACCAAAAUAUAUAUAUAUACUGUUAUUUUUUUAAUUAAACCUUCAUGAUUCAAGAUGGAAAAAAAAAAUAUUUCA
Molecule: messenger RNA, 2364 nt
Organism: Cajanus cajan (pigeon pea)
Lineage: Eukaryota; Viridiplantae; Streptophyta; Magnoliopsida; Fabales; Fabaceae
Product: Reticulon family protein
Source: RefSeq, a predicted model, not a curated record